AGAAAAGAGAGCAAGAUUUUAUCUUAAAAUAAAACAGUACUAUAGCAACAAUGCUCUCAUCAUUGUACAGUGGGGGAGGAAAAAAUAGUCAAACAAAGGUUGUAAUAUCAUUAUCGUUGUUGCUAAUAAUGAUCCUCAGUUUGAUGAGUGUGACCAUUUCCAUGGAUCACCUCCAAGCUAUUUGUAGCUCCACACCCUACCCAGAUCUAUGCUACAACAGACUAGCACCGGCCAUUCUUGUCCCACCACCAAUAAGAGAUAGUAAUGACUUUUAUGGACAACUGCAAGAGGUCUACAAGUUGUCCAUAGAAGUCGCAGUCAACGAGUUGUUGACCGCCUCAAAUGAGUUGCUCAAACUAGAAUUACGCCUCGAAAAAGUGUCCAGUCAACGAAAGUCAAUUACUGCACUCAAAUUGUGUCGUGAGCUCCUCUCCGUCAACGCGCUUACCAACCUUCGGCAUUCUUUGGCCGUGCCGGUACCAUCACCGUCAAAAGACAAUCAAAGUACGACGCCCGAAACGUUUGAGGAUCUCAAAACAUUCCUCACCGCCGCCGGAACCUACCACCGCACAUGCAUUGACGCCGUCGACGAUGUUAGUAACGGUGACACGGCCUUGAGAAAUGUGGUUUUGCGAGUAAUCACGAACUCCUCGGAGCUUACCAGCAAUAGCUUAGCCAUUUUGCAUGACUUUGAGGUUUAUGCUGAAUUGACCAAUGGUAUGAUGAUGAGUAGGUCAAAUGAUGAGGCUCCAUUAGUGUACCAAAGUAGCUAUGAUCAAUUGACUUAUGAUGCGGUGGUGGCGAAAGACGGGUCAGGAAAUUUCACCACAAUAGGAGAUGCUCUUAAUGCUGCUCCAAGUAACAGUGAGAAGAGGUUUGUGAUAUACGUGAAAGAAGGAGUUUACAAUGAGAUUGUCAAAGUUGAUAUUGAUAAGGUCAACGUUAUGAUGGUGGGAGACGGGAUGGGUGCUACAAUUGUUACCGGAAACCUCAAUGCCGGUAACGGAACCCCAACGUAUUAUUCUGCAACAUUCACUGUGUCUGGGGCAGGGUUUGUAGCAAGAGACAUGGGAUUUGAGAACACAGCAGGGGCAGCGAUGGAGCAAGCCGUGGCAUUGAUGGCAAACGCAGACAAAGGAAUCUUCCUCAGAUGCAGAAUCGCGGGAUACCAAGACACGCUCCUGGCGCAAGCCUACCGCCAGCUCUUCUACGACUGCCACGUCUACGGAACCGUUGACUUUAUAUUCGGCUACUCCGCCGCCGUCUUCCACAACUGCCGCAUCCUCGCCCGGAAGCCCCUAACGGGUCAGCAGAAUGUUAUCACGGCCCAGGGGAAAUACGAGCCAAUGGCCAAGUCCGGCUUCUCUUUUAUCAACUGCUCCGUUGCACCGGCUGACGGUGAGGAUCUUACCGGAGUCUCCACGUUCUUGGGCCGGCCCUGGAAGGACUAUUCCACCGCUGUGUUUUCCUACACUCUAAUGGAGAGUCUCAUUGAUCCCAAAGGUUGGGUGGCGUAUUCCGGCGACACAGCUCCGGACACCAUUUUUUACGGUGAGCAUGUUAACACCGGCGCCGGUGCCAAGAUCACGCAAAGGGUCCCUUGGAAGGGAUUGCAUGCAAGGCUCGGAACAUCCCAUGCAAACAAGUUUAGCGUCAACACCUUUAUUCAGGGUUGUGAUUGGGUUGUAGGGCUCGGCAUUCCUUGUACAUGAUAUAUAUACUUUAAAUUCACGCAAAUAUAAUUAAGCUCUACUUCAAAAAAAAAUUAUAAAUUGUUUUUAAC
This is a messenger RNA of Cuscuta europaea, 1783 nucleotides long. The record is from the annotation of a GenBank genome assembly. Lineage: Eukaryota; Viridiplantae; Streptophyta; Magnoliopsida; Solanales; Convolvulaceae.